AUGUCGGUGACGAUCGAAAGUCAGUUGAGGGAGUACUCUGCCCUAUGCGAUAACUGGGAACGCUCAUCGCUCCAUCAUUUGAUUAAUGCAUCUACGCAGCAGUUGUUGCGCAACAUUGAAUCACCAAAAGAGUAUACGUUGGUCAAUCUGUAUGCUUUAUGGUACCACUUGGAACGAGGCACGCUAAGAGCAGAUGCUCAGUUCCACGAGAAGCUUAAAAUUGUCCUGAUGAACAUCAUCAACAACACGUCGAACGUUGAGGUGGAACAUGCUUGUCGCCAAUUUUUUGCAUGCGUCUGUGGCGCUAGAAGAGAUGACUUGAGUCUGUUGAUAACAAACACUCUGCUGAAGAAAAUCACGGCGAUCCAAAACGGUCCUGGGAAGGAGAGUUUGGUGGGAGUGUUGUCAUGUCUGGCCAACCUGCCGAUCGAGACCAUUCACGAGAGUUGCAAAGAGGCUGUCCUGUGUGUGGGAAGGAGCUGUUCUGCCACCAAGGUCCUACGACGGGUGUUGAUUUCCUUGCUGCAGGCUGUCAAGUUGGGGGUUUUGGCUAUCGAGCCUGUGAUCCCAAUGUUGACGAAGGGGCUAGAAAGCGAUGACGAAGACACCAUUCGGGUGACCCUGGAGGUUAUGAUAAAGCUUGCCAACCAUAGGCCGAUGGCGUCAGUAACUGUUCAACCAGCAACUGUUCAACCAGCAACUGUUCAAGCUGCGGACACGGCUCAGUCCACAGCAAGAUCAUGCCUCUUGGUGUUUGCGCCCCGAAUAUACAACCUUUUGGCUGACGGGAAAGCUGGAGUGGGAGUGCAGUACCACGCGAUAAAGUUGUUGGAGCUUUUGGCUGGGUCCGAUAUGCGGGUAGGCCUCAAAUGUGAGAAGCUGUUUUUCCGUAUGCUUGACAGCCCCAGUAGCAUUCGCUUGCUGGCCGUGGCCAAUGCCUUGGCUGACAUGCAGCCGUUCACAGUUCAGUGUUUCCAAGAGGUCCUCAAAUUGUCGGGCAAAUUGCUGAUGACACACGACGCCAAUAUUCACACCAGCGCUCUUAUGAUCCUCGCCAAGAUCAUUUACAACGCCAACAACUUGAAUGCUGCGCCUCUGGACCAAGCACUCGUUGUCAAUAACAGUUGUGACCUGCUGCGUCAAUACGUCCCGAUUAGCAAGAGAAACAUUCCGCUCGUGCACACAUUUCUCCUCGUCUUGGAACAAUGCUGUACCACCAGCCAUUCCGCUAUUGCUGCCAGGCAUCAAGGCAACGAUGUUGAAGGGGGCAACGACAUCCGAGACAACGGAAUAGCCGUUGACCCGCAAUACUUCAAUGCUUUGCUGACCGAAUCCGGCGCCAUCCGGAAGAUUUCCAGGACCUGCUUCCUCAAGACUAAAAAUAUAGCGCUGAAACGGAUGCUACUGGACUCGUUGCGCAAACAGAUCCAGCAGGACACGGUAAUUGGUUCGGAGCUAGUGGAAGACCUCAUACAAGCCGGAGACGAAGAGCUGAUGAGGCAAUUUCUCGCGGAAUCAACGCUACCCAACAUACACUCCCUUAACAGAGUAAUUUCCAGCGGUAUUCUAGGCACUCAUCACAGCCUCCAGUCACCAGGUAAUAUGGAGAACAUGCAGCGGCCAAAGUGCCAUCAAAACAGGAUCCUGGACUUUCCUGACAUAUCCUUUUUCUCCUUAUAA
This is a messenger RNA of Gregarina niphandrodes, 1680 nucleotides long. RefSeq lists its product as hypothetical. The transcript is spliced from 3 exons. The coding region runs from base 1 to 1680 and encodes 559 amino acids. NCBI's taxonomy places the organism in Eukaryota, Apicomplexa, Conoidasida, Eugregarinorida, Gregarinidae. The record is from RefSeq and is a predicted model, not a curated record.